This is a messenger RNA of Xiphophorus couchianus (Monterrey platyfish), 2419 nucleotides long. RefSeq lists its product as uncharacterized. The record is from RefSeq and is a predicted model, not a curated record. The coding region runs from base 1784 to 2419 and encodes 211 amino acids. Lineage: Eukaryota; Metazoa; Chordata; Actinopteri; Cyprinodontiformes; Poeciliidae. The transcript has 4 exons.
CUACUGAAGACUCAGGGUACGUGCUGAUCAAGGGGUGGAAAAUGUGGACGUGACACGACUUAUGUUUAUGAUUCGUGGAACAGGAAGAAGCAGUUUUAUAUCUGGGAAGAGUGUGUACAAUCAAAGGAUUGAGUGACUAUGGAGAGAUCUGUGGACAGCUGUAACGUGCAUUUAUUAUGAUGUGCUACGCUACCUUGAAAAAGAGGGAUACCUGGACAUUUCAAAUGAAGCACACCUCUUCUGUUGCCAUUAUGUCUUCCUGCCACGUCUGCAGGAUGAUCUGGAUACUUUCCGCAGUGGCUGGGACAAUCACCCACUUCGAACUGAAAGCAACAUGACUCUUAACCAGCUCUGGGUUCUUGGUCGUACACAUCAUCCAAUUCCUGAACCCCACGGUGCCUUGACAGAGGCACAUUUUAAUUGGGACAAUUUAAUGUGUAGCAUGUGUACUACCAUUCACUUAAUUUGUAAAAUAGUAAUCUACAAUAUCUUACUAAGUCAAUUUUGAGUUCUCUUGAUCCCUUCUUUGUGUUUUCCAGGGUGUACAGAUUCCCAAAAUUGAAUGGGAGGACAGCGGGCUUCCUCUUCAUGAAGAGUCAAAUGUCACAGUACCAAACUCUAAUUUGCAACUGACUGACGAACAAAUGGCAGCCUUAAGAAAUGCAGUAAACCCAAAAGCCACAUCAGUGUCUUCUGGAUGUUACAUUUAUAUUGCUGCAGUUCAGUUUUGCAAGCAGUUUUUUACUAUGUGAAAGUUAUACAGUUUACGGAAGCGUAUUGCUAUCACGCAGGGAAAAAGAUUCAAGAGCUAUCACGUUGAGACGUGAUAGUUGUCUUGUUAAAACGUGAUACGUAUCUUAUAUAAAUGUGAUAAUUUUAUGUCCAGGAAGUGGCGGUAUUAUGCUAGGCUAGUACAGUGGCUAACAGGAGUUGGUCAAGUUUCCCUUCAUGUUUAGUCUAAAACACGGAGAGAUACGGAUGCUGCUUUGCACUGUGGUUGAAACCAUUAAUGGCAUGCACACUCUGAGCAGGAUCCUAAACAGAACGGGACUGCACAGAAGGAAACGUCAGUCCGAUCCUCUAGCUGUGGCGGCUUUCCUAACUGACUCUGGAUUGAAGCUGAAGUUGGCUUCCGAUUGUAACUUCUGAUUCGGGAAAUGGCUAAAGGGCGAUUAUAACGGAGAUGUAUUUGCUGAACAUUUUAUGUUCAGAUUUUUAUUGAACAAUACAAUAGCUGAAUAACGGCAAACGGCUGUUUGGAAAGGGGGGGAAGAUUACACAAGGAGAAAUAACCAAAAUACAAACACAAAGGAGUAAGUAGACUAAAGGAACCUAAUUAGAACAAAGGAAAAUAACUAGAAACAAGAAAUAAACAUAAUUAGAAACACCAAUGAAGAAUGUGGAAAACAAGGCAAAAUGAAAUGGAAACAACUUAGGAACACCAAAAGAAUCUGAGGAGGACUCUGGCGGAACAGCAGCCUUGGGGGACACCGGCGGCGGAGCAGAAACCUAGGAGGAUGCUGGGGAUGUGUCCCAUCCUGGCUGAUCUCCUAAGCCUUGUCGCUGGUCCUGUUGACCUUCCAGCCAAACUCCUGAGCCUGGCUAGGAGAUCGAUGGGACCUGCGACAAGGGCAGCGGAGCAAGUACCUACCGGCGGCAGAGCAGGAACCAGGAGGGUAAUGGGACCCGCAACAAAGCCCUGGAGGCAGGUCGGGAGACCAACAGUACUCAAUACAAAGCCCUAGAGGUCAGCCUGGAGACCAACGGGACUCGCUACAAAGCCAUGGAAGCAGGCCAGGAGACCAACAGGACUCGCUACAAAUCCCUGGAGGCAGGCCGGGAGACCGACGGGACUCGCUACGAAGCCCUGGAGACCAGUACGGAGACCAAUGGGACUCGGUACAAAGCCCUGGAGGCCAGUACGGAGACCAACGGGACUCGCUAUGAAGCCCUGGAGGCAGCCCAGGAGACCGACAGGACUCAAUACGAAGCCCUGGAGGUCGGCCAGGAGACCAACUUCACUUGCUACGAAGCCCUGGAAGUCAGCCCAGAGACUAAUGAGACUCGCUAUGAAGCACUGAAGGCAGCCCGGGAGACCGACAGGACUCAAUACGAAGCCCUGGAGGUCGGCCAGGAGACCAACUUCACUUGCUACGAAGCCCUGGAAGUCAGCCUGGAGACCAACGGGACUCGCUACGAAGCCCUUGAGGCCAGCACAGAGACGGACGAGACUUGCUAUGAAGCCAUGAAGGUCAGCACGGAGACCAACGGAACUCGCUUUGAAGCCAUGGAGGCAGGCCGGGAGACCAUCAGGACUCGCUACAAAGCCCUGGAGGUCAGCACGGAGACCAACGGGAUUCCCUGCAAAGCCCUGGAGGUCAGCACGGAGACGGACAGGACUCGCUACGAAGCCCUUUAG